AUGGCGGGAGCCUGCCAAACCCAGAGAACCGGGGCCAUGAGUGAUCGUUGGUAAAUAGGGCGUUAUCCUGUGAGGGCUAUCAAUAUUAUUAAUAAAUAGGGAGUAUCCCGUCAGGGUUAUCAAUAUUAUUAACAAAUAGGGAGUAUCCCAUCAUGGCUAUCGAUAUUAUUAAUAAAUAGGGCGUUAUCCUGUCAGGAUUAUAAAUAUUAUUAAUAAAUAGGGAGUAUCCCGUCAUGGCUAUCGAUAUUUUUAAUAAAUAGGACGUUAUCCCAUCAGGAUUAUCGAUAUUAUUAAUAAAUAGGGAGUAUCCCGUCAGGAUUAUCGCUAUUAUUAAUAAAUAGGGUAUUAUCCCGUCAGGAUUAUCGAUAUUAUUAAUAAAUAGGGAGUAUCCCGUCAGGAUUAUCGAUAUUAUUAAUAAAUAGGGCGUUAUCCCAUCAGGAUUAUCGAUGUUAUUAAUAAAUAGGGAGUAUCCCGUCAGGAUUAUCGCUAUUAUUAAUAAAUAGGGCGUUAUCCCGUCAGGGCUAUCGCUAUUAUUAAUAAAUAGGGCAUUAUCCCGUCAGGAUUAUCGCUAUUAUUAAUAAAUAGGGCAUUAUCCCGUCAGGAUUAUCGCUAUUAUUAAUAAAUAGGGCGUUAUCCCGUCAGGGCUAUCGAUAUUAUUAAUAAAUAGGGAGUAUCCCGUCAGGAUUAUCGCUAUUAUUACUAAAUAGGGUAUUAUCCCGUCAGGAUUAUCGACAUUAUUAAUAAAUAGGGAGUAUCCCGUCAGGAUUAUCGAUAUUAAUAAAUAGGGCGUUAUCCCGUCAGGGUUAUCGCUAUUAUUAAUAAAUAGGGCGUUAUCCCGUCAGGGUUAUCGCUAUUAUUAAUAAAUAGGGAGUAUCCCGUCAGGAUUAUCGCUAUUAUUAAUAAAUAGGGUGUUAUCCCGUCAAGAUUAUCGCUAUUAUUAAUAAAUAGGGAGUAUCCCGUAAGGGCUAUCGAUAUUAAUAAAUAGGGCGUUAUCCCGUCAGGGCUAUCGAUAUUAAUAAAUAGGGCGUUAUCCCGUCAGGAUUAUCGCUAUUAUUAAUAAAUAGGGAGUAUCCCGUAAGGGCUAUCGAUAUUAAUAAAUAGGGCGUUAUCCCGUCAGGGCUAUCGAUAUUAUUAAUAAAUAGGGAGUAUCCCGUCAGGAUUAUCGCUAUUAUUAAUAAAUAGGGAGUAUCCGGUCAGGAUUAUCGCUAUUAUUAAUAAAUAGGGCGUUAUCCCGUCAGGAUUAUCGCUAUUAUUAAUAAAUAGGGCGUUAUCCCGUCAGGAUUAUCGCUAUUAUUAAUAAAUAGGGCGUUAUCCCGUCAGGAUUAUCGCUAUUAUUAAUAAAUAGGGCAUUAUCCCGUCAGGAUUAUCGCUAUUAUUAAUAAAUAGGGUAUUAUCCCGUCAGGGCUAUCGCUAUUAUUAAUAAAUAGGGAGUAUCCCGUCAGGAUUAUCGCUAUUAUUAAUAAAUAGGGUAUUAUCCCGUCAGGGCUAUCGCUAUUAUUAAUAAAUAGGGCGUUAUCCCGUCAGGGUUAUCGCUAUUAUUAAUAAAUAGGGCGUUAUCCCGUCAGGGCCAUCGCUAUUAUUAAUAAAUAGGGUGUUAUCCGGUCAGGAUUAUAUUAUUAAUAAAUAGGGUGUUAUCCGGUCAGGAUUAUCGCUAUUAUUAAUAAAUAGGGCGUUAUCCCGUCAGGAUUAUCGCUAUUAUUAAUAAAUAGGGAGGAUUAUCCCGUCAGGAUUAUCGCUAUUAUUAAUAAAUGGGCGUAUCGUCAGGUUAUCGCUAUUAUUAAUAAAUAGGGCGUAUUAUCCGUCAGGUUAUCGCUAUUAUUAAUAAAUAGGAUUAUCCCGUCAGGAUUGUAUUAAUAAAUAGGAUUAUCCCGUCAGGAUUAUCGCUAUUAUUAAUAAAUAGGGAGUAUCCGUCAGGAUUAUCGCCGUCAGGUUAUUAUUAUUAAAUAGGGCGUUAUCCCGUCAGGGCCAUCGCUAUUAUUAAUAAAUAGGGCGUUAUCCCGUCAGGAUUAUCGCUAUUAUUAAUAAAUAGGGCAUUAUCCCGUCAGGAUUAUCGCUAUUAUUAAUAAAUAGGGUGUUAUCCCGUCAGGAUUAUCGCUAUUAUUAAUAAAUAGGGUGUUAUCCCGUCAGGAUUAUCGCUAUUAUUAAUAAAUAGGGCGUUAUCCCGUCAGGGCCAUCGCUAUUAUUAAUAAAUAGGGCAUUAUCCCGUCAGGAUUAUCGCUAUUAUUAAUAAAUAGGGUGUUAUCCCGUCAGGAUUAUCGCUAUUAUUAAUAAAUAGGGCAUUAUCCCGUCAGGAUUAUCGCUAUUAUUAAUAAAUAGGGCGUUAUCCCGUCAGGGCCAUCGCUAUUAUUAAUAAAUAGGGCAUUAUCCCGUCAGGAUUAUCGCUAUUAUUAAUAAAUAGGGUAUUAUCCCGUCAGGGCUAUCGCUAUUAUUAAUAAAUAGGGCCCGUCAGGAUUAUCGCUAUUAUUAAUAAAUAGGGUAUUAUCCCGUCAGGGCUAUCGCUAUUAUUAAUAAAUAGGGCGUUAUCCCGUCAGGGUUAUCGCUAUUAUUAAUAAAUAGGGCGUUAUCCCGUCAGGGCCAUCGCUAUUAUUAAUAAAUAGGGCGUUAUCCCGUCAGGAUUAUCGCUAUUAUUAAUAAAUAGGGAGUAUCCCGUCAGGGCUAUCGAUAUUAUUAAUAAAUAGGGCGUUAUCCCGUCAGGAUUAUCGCUAUUAUUAAUAAAUAGGGCGUUAUCCGGUCAGUUUUGGCGUUUUCGUUAGUAAGUAGAGCGAAGCAAGCGAGGUUCAGGCGGGCGGAAUCCUUCCAUCACGUGACUCUGCCGUGUCUGGUUUGGUUUCCAUGGGGACACAUUCCGGCGCGUCAUUGCCAGUUCACUGACGUCACACUUCCGGGACCAUAUAAGGGACGCAACGGAGACCAGGACGUACGCUACGUGACUGGUGUGGUGAAAUGACGUCAGGCGUAUGCUGUUGCCAUGGUUGCUGUUUAUUUACUCAAAAUAAAACAAAGGGUGACCUCCCUCACCUUGCAGAACACCAGGGGAACCUCUGGGCUUCCCCCAUUAAAUAACAGUAAUUUAUACAGAUACUGGGCCAUUAACAUUCAGUUAUACCGAUACUGGGCCAUUAACAUUCAGUUAUACCGAUACUGGGCCAUUAACAGUCAGUUAUACAGAUACUGGGCCAUUAACAGUCAGUUAUACCGAUACCGGGCCAUUAACAGUCAGUUAUACAGAUACUGGGCCAUUAACAGUCAGUUAUACCGAUACUGGGCCAUUAACAGUCAGUUAUAGUAAUACUGGGCCAUUAACAGUCAGUUAUACCGAUACCGGGCCAUUAACAGUCAGUUAUAGUGAUACUGGGCCAUUAACAGUCAGUUAUACCGAUACUGGGCCAUUAACAGUCAGUUUAUACCGAUACUGGGCCAUUAACAGUCAGUUAUACCGAUACUGGGCCAUUAACAGUCAGUUAUACCGAUACUGGGCCAUUAACAGUCAGUUAUACCGAUACCGGGCCAUUAACAGUCAGUUAUACCGAUACCGGGCCAUUAACAUUCAGUUAUAGUAAUACUGGGCCAUUAACAUUCAGUUAUAGUAAUACUGGGCCAUUAACAGUCAGUUAUACUGAUACUGGGCCAUUAACAGUCAGUUAUACCGAUACCGGGCCAUUAACAGUCAGUUAUACCGAUACCGGGCCAUUAACAGUCAGUUAUACCGAUACCGGGCCAUUAACAGUCAGUUAUACCGAUACUGGGCCAUUAACAGUCAAUUAUACAGAUACUGGGCCAUUAACAGUCAGUUAUAGUAAUACUGGGCCAUUAACAUUCAGUUAUAGUAAUACUGGGCCAUUAACAGUCAGUUAAACAGAUACUGGGCCAUUAACAGUCAGUUAUACCGAUACCGGGCCAUUAACAGUCAGUUAUACCGAUACUGGGCCAUUAACAGUCAGUUAUACCGAUACUGAGCCAUUAACAGUCAGUUAUAGUAAUACUGGGCCACUAACAGUCAGUUAUAGUAAUACUGGGCCACUAACAGUCAGUUAUACCGAUACUGGGCCAUUAACAGUCAGUUAUAGUAAUACUGGGCCAUUAACAGUCAGUUAUAGUAAUACUGGGCCACUAACAGUCAGUUAUAGUAAUACUGGGCCACUAACAGUCAGUUAUACCGAUACUGGGCCAUUAACAGUCAGUUAUACCGAUACUGGGCCAUUAACAGUCAGUUAUAGUAAUACUGGGCCACUAACAGUCAGUUAUACUGAUACUGGGCCAUUAACAGUCAGUUAUACCGAUACUGGGCCAUUAACAGUCAGUUAUAGUAAUACUGUGCCAUUAACAGUCAGUUAUAGUAAUACUGGCCCACUAACAGUCAGUUAUACUUAUACUGGGCCAUUAACAGUCAGUUAUAGUAAUACUGGGCCAUUAACAGUCAGUUAUACCGAUACUGGGCCACUAACAGUCAGUUAUAGUAAUACUGUGCCAUUAACAGUCAGUUAUAGUAAUACUGGGCCACUAACAGUCAGUUAUACCGAUACUGGGCCACUAACAGUCAGUUAUACCGAUACUGGGCCAUUAACAGUCAGUUAUAGUAAUACUGUGCCAUUAACAGUCAGUUAUACCGAUACCGGGCCAUUAACAGUCAGUUAUACUAAUACUGGGCCACUAACAGUCAGUUAUAGUAAUACUGUGCCAUUAACAGUCAGUUAUACCGAUACCGGGCCAUUAACAGUCAGUUAUACUAAUACUGGGCCACUAACAGUCAGUUAUAGUAAUACUGUGCCAUUAACAGUCAGUUAUACCGAUACCGGGCCAUUAACAGUCAGUUAUACUAAUACUGGGCCACUAACAGUCAGUUAUAGUAAUACUGUGCCAUUAACAGUCAGUUAUACCGAUACCGGGCCAUUAACAGUCAGUUAUACUAAUACUGGGCCACUAACAGUCAGUUAUAGUGAUACUGGGCCAUUAACAGUCAGUUAUAGUAAUACUGGGCCAUUAACAGUCAGUUAUACCGAUACUGGGCCAUUAACAUUCAGUUAUACUGAUACUGGGCCAUUAACAGUCAGUUAUAGUAAUACUGGGCCAUUAACAGUCAGUUAUAGUAAUACUGGGCCACUAACAGUCAGUUAUAGUGAUACUGGGCCAUUAACAGUCAGUUAUACCGAUACCGGGCCAUUAACAGUCAGUUAUACUAAUACUGGGCCACUAACAGUCAGUUAUAGUAAUACUGUGCCAUUAACAGUCAGUUAUACCGAUACCGGGCCACACAGUCAGUUAUACUAAUACUGGGCCACUAACAGUCAGUUAUACCACUGUGCCAUUAACAGUCAGUUAUAUGCGGCAUUAACAUCACUGGGCCACUAACAGUCAGUUAUACCGAUACUGGGCCAUUAACAUUCAGUUAUAGUAAUACUGUGCCAUUAACAGUCAGUUAUACCGAUACCGGGCCAUUAACAGUCAGUUAUACCGAUACCGGGCCAUUAACAGUCAGUUAUACUAAUACUGGGCCACUAACAGUCAGUUAUAGUGAUACUGGGCCAUUAACAGUCAGUUAUAGUAAUACCGGGCCAUUAACAGUCAGUUAUACCGAUACCGGGCCAUUAACAGUCAGUUAUACCGAUACCGGGCCAUUAACAGUCAGUUAUAGUAAUACUGGGCCAUUAACAGUCAGUUAUAGUAAUACUGUGCCAUUAACAGUCAGUUAUACUGAUACUGGGCCAUUAACAGUCAGUUAUAGUUAUACUGAGCCAUUAACAGUCAGUUAUAGUAAUACUGGGCCAUUAACAGUCAGUUAUACCGAUACCGGGCCAUUAACAGUCAGUUAUACCGAUACCGGGCCAUUAACAGUCAGUUAUAGUGAUACUGGGCCAUUAACAGUCAGUUAUACCAAUACUGGGCCAUUAACAGUCAGUUAUAGUAAUUCUGGGCCAUUAACAGUCAGUUAUAGUAAUACUGGGCCAUUAACAGUCAGUUAUACCGAUACCGGGCCAUUAACAGUAAUUUAUACAGAUACUGAGCCAUUAACAGUCAGUUAUAGUAAUACUGGGCCAUUAACAGUCAGUUAUACUGAUACUGAGCCAUUAACAGUCAGUUAUAGUAAUACUGGGCCAUUAACAGUCAGUUAUACCGAUACUGGGCCAUUAACAGUCAGUUAUACCGAUACUGGGCCAUUAACAGUCAGUUAUAGUAAUACUGGGCCAUUAACAGUCAGUUAUAGUAAUACUGGGCCAUUAACAGUCAGUUAUACCGAUACCGGGCCAUUAACAGUCAGUUAUACCGAUACCGGGCCAUUAACAGUCAGUUAUAGUGAUACUGGGCCAUUAACAGUCAGUUAUACCAAUACUGGGCCAUUAACAGUCAGUUAUAGUAAUUCUGGGCCAUUAACAGUCAGUUAUACUAAUACUGGACCAUUAACAGUCAGUUAUACUGAUACUGGGCCAUUAACAGUUAGUUAUAAUGAUACUGGGCCAUUAACAGUAAUAUAUACCGAUACUGGGCCAUUAACAGUCAGUUAUACUAAUACUGGGCCAUUAACAGUCAGUUUUACCGAUGCCGGGCAACUACCAGUCAGUUGUACUGAUACUGGGCCAUUAACCGUCAGUUAUAAUGAUACUGGGCCAUUAACAGUCGGUUUUACCGAUUCUGGACCAUUAACAGUCAGUUAUACUAAUACUGGGCCAUUAA
Messenger RNA from Pelobates cultripes (western spadefoot toad), 6669 nucleotides. NCBI's taxonomy places the organism in Eukaryota, Metazoa, Chordata, Amphibia, Anura, Pelobatidae. The record is from the annotation of a GenBank genome assembly.